CCCGCUCGCCAUUAUAUCCGUCAUUACUUGCCGUUGCCUUAUCUUAUCCUCCUCCCUCUCCUUCUCACCGGUUUUCUUCCGAAACCGAAAAGAAAGAAAGAGGUGAAGGCGAGAGGAAAGGAAAAGAAAAAAAGAAUGGCGGCGACGCUCUCCACUGCCCUCUCUCUCCUCUCCCCUUGCUCCGCCCCCUCCUCCGCCUCCCCCCUCUCCGCCCCGUCCCAAACCCUAAAAUUUCCCUUCCAACCCCUCGCCACCGCCCCCUCCCGCCGCGCCGCCUUCCUCCCCACCGCCGCCGCCGCCGCCGCCGUCUCCCCCAAGAUCGAGGAGCUUGGCGCCCAGAUCGAGAAGCUCACCCUCGAGGAGGCCCGCGGCCUCGUCGAUUUCCUACAGGAGCGCCUCGGCGUCUCCGCCGCCGCCUUCGCCCCCGCCGCCGUCGCCGUCGCAGCCCCCGGAGCUCCCGCCGACGCUGCUGCGGGGGCCCCCGCAGCCGUCGAGGAGAAGACCGAGUUCGACGUGGUGAUCGAGGACGUUCCCAGCAACGCCCGGAUUGCGACGAUUAAAGUUAUUCGAGGUCUGACGAACCUGGCGCUCAAGGAGGCCAAAGAUUUGAUCGAGGGCUUGCCGAAGAAGUGCAGGGAGGCGGUGACGAAGGAGGACGCCGAGGAGGCUAAGAAGCAGCUCGAGGAGGUCGGAGCGAAGGUCUCCAUCGUUUAAAUUCCCUUUGGGUUGGUGAGAGAUGGAGGGAGAAUUACAAGAAUCCAACGUCUAGGGGCGAUGGUAUUCUGCUGCGGGACACAGGAGAGAAUGAAUGGUGGAUCGUCCCCCCAACCCCUUGUGAAGCAAAGAUUAUAAAGGCAUCUCGUUCGUUGAAUGUCUGAACUCGGUUGGUCAUUCUCUCUCCCCCUUCUCCCUCUUGCUGAUCUCAGCCGGCAACCGCACCUUUCCCAGAUGCUGCCGUUGCUCUCGGCCAAUCGGGAGCCCUCCACUUCACCAUUCCCCACCAAUACAUGAAAAAAUUGUACCCUACACUGCAUGCGAGAUGAGUUGAACUAACACAUAAUAAACAGUCAUAUAAUUAUAAAUACCGUGACUAGAAUAUUUAUAGUAUAAUUGUCAGGAAGGAACUUAUGGUCCAUUUUUAUGCAGAUAAAAUAAAGUCGGCAAUCUGCCGGCUUCUUUGUAAAA
Molecule: messenger RNA, 1185 nt
Organism: Phoenix dactylifera (date palm)
Lineage: Eukaryota; Viridiplantae; Streptophyta; Magnoliopsida; Arecales; Arecaceae
Product: large ribosomal subunit protein bL12c-like
Biological process (GO): translation
Cellular component (GO): ribosome
Molecular function (GO): mRNA binding; structural constituent of ribosome
Source: RefSeq, a predicted model, not a curated record